AUGAUAUUCAUUCAUUUAUUACUAAUGGUUGUAUUUUCCUCUUUUUCAAUAGGUAUUCCAGUUGAAAAACGUGUUGAUACUACAUGGAAUGAUGCUUUUCAAACCACUUUAAAUGCCAUGUGGUCAGUAUUUUGGAAUGAUCAAAAUCAAGGAUUUACAUUUGAAGAUCCAUCAUGUCCAGGAGCAACUUAUACUGAUGCAUCAGUUUGGGAUGUUGCAGUUGCUGGUAAAGCAAUAACUAAUUCUGGAGAUAUUUCUAGAAUAAAUCAAGUUAUUACUACAUUAUAUCGAUAUCAAAAUGAACAAGGUUGGUUUGCUAGUCAUCCUUAUGGUCAAGAUGUUUAUGUUGAUGAUAAUGCUCAAGUUCUUUGGGUUUUCUUAGAUGCUUUUAAAUUGACACAAAACCAACAAUAUUUAACAACGGCAAUUAAUCUUAUGCAUUUGAUUCAAACACAAUGGUCUAAUGCUGGAGGAAUAAUUUGGCAAGUUGGUGAUGAUUAUGUUGCUAGUAUUUCAACCACUGAAGCUGCUUUAAGUGCUGUUAAAUUAUAUGAAUAUAAUUCUGAUGAAUCUUUAUUAACUUUUGCAAUUAGUUGUUUAACUUGGUUAGAUGAACAUUUAACUGAUCCCAGUGAUGGGUUUUAUUAUGAUGGUUUAGAUAGAAAUAAUUUUCAAGUUAAUAGAGGAAAAUUAACAUAUACUGUUGGUGUUGCUAUGAGUACUUAUGCGUAUCUUUAUAAAUAUUCCGGUGAUUUACAUUAUGUAUUAUCUGCUGUUAAAAAAGCAUGGGCUUCAUUAAAUUCUGAUGUUUUUCUAAGAAGUAAUUCAUAUUGGAAUAAUGAUUUAAAAUAUCUUCAUUUAUUAUUUGUUGGAUUUGCUGAUGUGAUUAGUUUUUGUGGACAAGCAGGUUAUAUUCCCCAUAUAACUAAACAAGGAUUAUUCAUUUAUCAAUAUGAUGCUAUUGGUGAUGGUCAUUAUAUGGAUUUUACUAGUAAUUUAAUCACUUAUGAUAAUUAUAUCAAUGCAACAAGAGAUAGAAGUAUUGCAUAUGAACCUGAUAAUGAUAUGUAUUGUUCAAAUGGUAGUGGUCAAUUAAGAAGAAAUUUGUUAAAUGAUGCUUCAGCAGCACAAAUUUUCUAUGAAAUCUCAAGAGUUACUCCAUGA
Candida tropicalis MYA-3404 is the source of this 1164-nucleotide messenger RNA. RefSeq lists its product as uncharacterized. Gene Ontology annotation, biological process: carbohydrate metabolic process. The coding region runs from base 1 to 1164 and encodes 387 amino acids. Lineage: Eukaryota; Fungi; Ascomycota; Pichiomycetes; Serinales; Debaryomycetaceae. The record is from RefSeq and is a predicted model, not a curated record. The transcript has a single exon.